Ilex paraguariensis (yerba mate) is the source of this 1442-nucleotide messenger RNA. The record is from the annotation of a GenBank genome assembly. NCBI's taxonomy places the organism in Eukaryota, Viridiplantae, Streptophyta, Magnoliopsida, Aquifoliales, Aquifoliaceae.
GUUCAUUACUUCAUUAUUUUGCACGGCAAAGCAAUAUUUAUCCAACCGUACCUCAUCCAUCGAUCUAGAUUGCCCAUGAUUCAACGGCCCAGAUUGCUUCCAUGUGUGUCACGUGCUCAUCUACCUUUAAAAAGACAUCCCAUUAUAAGUCUGGUUUUAAUUCACUUCACAGCUUAACAGCUAUCAUCUGUUUUCUGUCACCUCCAUUCAUGGCAGGAGGUCUCUCCCACUUCCAUGGAAGACCAAGCUUCCUCACUAUCUCCAGAUCAAAUCCUAGCCGUCCAUCAUUAUGCCACAGACCCAUUACCAUCAACAUGACCCAGACCCAGACCCAAAGCCAAACCCAGUCUUACUGGACCUCCAUUGAAGCUGACAUCGCCGCUCAUUUGAAGAGAGCCAUUCCGAUCAGGCCACCGGUGUCGGUCUUCGAGCCCAUGCAUUACCUCACCUUCGCAGCGCCGAGAAUCACCGCAUCGGCCUUGUGUAUCGCGGCGUGUGAGCUCGUCGGCGGCGACAGAGACCAAGCCAUGGCUGCAGCCUCCGCCUUGCACCUCAUGCACGCCGCAGCAUACACCCACGAGCACCUCCCGUUAACUGACCGGAUCCGACCCAAACCAGCAAUCCACCACGCCUACAGCCCGAAUGUAGAGCUCCUCACCGGAGACGGAAUUAUACCAUUUGGGUUAGAGUUACUGGCCAAAUCAAUAGUGAAAAACGGAUCAAAUUCAGAUCGAAUUUUGAGGGUCAUCGUGGAGAUCACCCGGGCUGUUGGGUCAGAAGGGGUGGUAGAUGGGCAGUACAAAGAGUUUCUAUGCAGCCAAUCGAAAGGUGAGGAAUCAUGGAAUUUAGGAGAUAUAGAGUAUGUUUGCAAGAAAAAAGAAGGAGGGCUAUAUGCAUGUGGGGCCGCAUGUGGGGCAAUACUAGGAGGUGGGAGUGAGGAAGAGGUACAGAAGCUGAGAAAAUAUGGGCUGUAUGUGGGAAUGAUAGAGGGGAUGUUGUAUGGAGUGGGAAGAAAUAAGAAGGGAAUGGAAGGAGAAGUUGAGAAAUUGAGAGGAUUGGCUACGAAGGAAUUGGAGAUUUUUAAUGGUAGAAAAAUUGAGAAAAUUUGUAGCCUUGUUCAGGCUGGUCUUUGCAGUGUUUAAAGGCAUAGAGCCGAAGUCCUAUCAAAUGGUUGGAACCCUCCACGAUGAAGUGACAUGUUGGUGAUUCGAGUUUUUCUCGCCCUCCCCUUCCCUGCAGUGGAAAAAUAUCAUUGCUUGUUAAAAAUAAAAAUAAAAAGUAGUUUUUUUUUUUGGUAGCAAGGGAAGAGAGAGAAGGGUUUGUAUGGAGAAAAAAACACAAGGGACAGGUCAUGAAAGUGAUUUUAUUGUCUUUUUAAAUUAUAUUAUCAGAGAAUAUAUGGCUACAAACACAGUAGCUAGAUCAUAGGAAGAUGUUUGGCA